CAAAAUCCCGCUCACUCUUACCCGCUCGUUACUCCAUCUUUUUCUCAUCUAUGUCGCUUGCCCUAAAUCUCCCAAAUAAAAUUUAGCUACUUUUCUUUUCUCGAUCUGGAAUAAAAGAAAAAAAGAAACUGAAAAAGGCACAAAGGGUUUUUGGAAGCAAAGCAGAGCGAAGAACUGUGUGAAGCCAGAGCUAUCGAACAUGUUCGAGUCUUAGCACAUGAAAUCGAUGGUCGUCAAGAAAAGGCUACUGAACAAGAUGGUGUUGAAAUCUUGAUGUAUGAGAGUUUACGUUUUGCAUACGGCUUGCUUGAGGUGUUGAUCUAUGUGACUUCUAUCACCAUAUGGAAUAAAGGCAUCAUUAGCCAAAUAAUUCUUUCGUUCCCUAUAGCAGUUUUUACUGGGAGAAAUAUGUUUGCUGAAAGGAGUAAAAAAGGCAUUAGUGAUAAUAAGAUAUAUCAUUAUCACUUAAAUCUUGGAGAAAGUGUUUCUACCAGAAGGCUGACUAGGCUACCUUCAAUUCCUAAGAAUGAUGCAAAGUUCAGAACACACUUAUCCAGGAUGGGAAGGAGAUGGCAUCAGUGCUUUAUACUUAUCGCAGCUGUGUCAAAGCACUUUCUCAGGGGGUAUGUUGGAAUUCACAGUUCGGGAUUCGAAACUUUCGCUAAAACCGAGCUGCUUCGAUCUAUUGUGGAUUCUGGUUUUGAACAUCCUUCCGAAGGCAAAGUUUUAAACUCAUGUCUGAUGUUAACAUUCGUGAAUUCCAUAAAUUAAGUCAUUUUGUUUUUCUUGCUUUUAGUGACUUAUAAUGGUGGGCAGUAUACAAGUUUGGUGCUUUAUUAUUUUGAUUCUAUAUUUAUAUUUAAUCUAAUUUUUAUUAUUUA
Messenger RNA from Gossypium arboreum, 881 nucleotides. RefSeq lists its product as uncharacterized. The coding region runs from base 274 to 771 and encodes 165 amino acids. The record is from RefSeq and is a predicted model, not a curated record. The transcript is spliced from 5 exons. Lineage: Eukaryota; Viridiplantae; Streptophyta; Magnoliopsida; Malvales; Malvaceae.